AUGGCGAGAAUCAAGGUUCAUGAGCUGAGGGAUAAGUGGAAAUCUGAUCUUUCUACUCAGUUGAAUGAUCUGAAGGCGGAGCUUGCUCUCCUCCGCGUCGCUAAGGUCACUGGUGGUGCUCCUAACAAGCUCUCUAAGAUCAAAGUUGUGAGGAAGUCGAUUGCACAGGUUUUAACUGUGGUUUCACAGAAGCAAAAGUCUGCUCUUAGAGAAGCAUACAAAAACAAGAAGUUGUUGCCAUUCGAUCUCCGUCCCAAGAAGACUAGAGCCAUCAGAAGGAGACUAACAAAGCACCAGGCGUCUCUGAAGACAGAAAGAGAAGAGAAGAAAGAAAUGUACUUUCCUAUUAGAAAGUAUGCCAUCAAGGUUUAG
Molecule: messenger RNA, 372 nt
Organism: Microthlaspi erraticum
Lineage: Eukaryota; Viridiplantae; Streptophyta; Magnoliopsida; Brassicales; Brassicaceae
Source: the annotation of a GenBank genome assembly